CGGCAGCUUCUGAAAUUUUGAAACCGGUUCCGGAGCGAGAUUACGGAGAUCUGCUCAUCUCCGCGACUCCCCCACAUUCAGAUAUCCGGAUUUCCGAGAUGUUCGGAUUCUGUUUCGUCACACUUCUAUCAUGCUUACAGAGCUGGUCCUGCGCCUGCUGGCGCUCACUGGAUUGGGACAGUCACCAAAAGCCUCGUGCCGUACAGAUCUCUGGUCCAUACCGCCAUGCACCUCGGAGCUGACGUGCGGUUACCCCUUCCUAUCCUUCGCGUUCCGUCUCAAGAUAUGGAAUGGCUACAGUCACGACAGGACCUACUCUCACCACCCGAUCAUCGAUCACUAUGACAACACGACCAUUCUUUUAUGGUCUAGUGCGCCAGUCGAUGAGGACUCUAUGGGUCAGAGCGUGAUGAGCUCAGUCCAUCACGGCGAGUAUUUGAACUGGACUCAGCCAGUGGAGAUGUUUCCCCCGGCGAUGUUGGACGGCGAACAAGCGCACAAUUUUUCGUAUUGGUGUUCCACUGGUCUGCCUCAGCGAGCAUGGCAAUCGUCUGCCAUCGUAUCCAUCCCAGAAGUUUACGCCAUUGCAGAUUCGUACAAUUUUAUCUGCGACCCUUGGCGAAGCGUCGGGGCAGGGCGUGUGGCUCGGAGAAUCGACACUGCCACGGGAAGGCCCAUCGGAGACCCAUGCUGGGUACACAAGAACGAGUACACAAAGGAGCUGGGAUUUGAGAAUACGGUGUAUGGGACUUUUGGCUGGUGCGAAGACAGGGAGAAGAUUGAAGCGGUAUUGAAGAGGCCAGAGACGGUUCCCGCGUGGUCUGACGAUCUAUACAAUCGAGAGCACCCUACAGCGGACGGUAAUCAUCAUGUUCGCGAAGUCACCCAUGCCAUUCGUCACGACUCGAUCUACCAGCGUUUUUGGCGUGACGAAGCGGUUCUAAACAGCUGGCACGUCUGGACCGAGUGCAGUGAGACAGGGGAGGAUUGGUACCCCGUGCAUCGCAGCACGUCUAUCUAUGAGACUAACAUACCGGAUGCAAAGACAAAGCAGUUCUUUGGCAGGGUGAAACUGCCUGGGACGUCCACGUCGGCGUCGGCGUCAUCCCGCCUCUAUCUUAUUUCCAACACCCGUCAACACGACCCGAAUCUCCAUCGCUAUCCUCUGACCAUCGCUUGGUCUGGUGGCGAUCCAUGGACAUUCCGCAACAUUGGUAUAGUCCACACCAGGCCAAACCCGGACAUCGCGAAGGAGACCCGUGAUGGGUACAAGCAGAAUCCCGGUUUCUCGUAUCCCUCAGCCGUCCAAGUGGGUGACGUGCUCUUCAUCGCGUACUCUGAGAAUAAGGAGAACAUUUGGGUCGCGGGGAUACCUACAGAGGUGUUUGUGUGAAUGAGGUCGGGUUAUCGCGCCGCGCGUGGAAGGAGUGUAUGUCGGGAUUGGUGCCGCAAUGCAUGGCAGGCAAGUUGUGGGAAGGUCCGCAGUUGCAACUCUCUGCGUGAUACGGAUAGCGCUAUCGUAGUCCUUUUAUUAGCACUCAUUAUAGGUCAUCACUCUAUAACCCUCACCAAUGGGACGUUUUUGUCGACUGUUCCGGUCAACGGUAGAGUUCUCACCCAC
This is a messenger RNA of Kockovaella imperatae, 1621 nucleotides long. RefSeq lists its product as hypothetical. The coding region runs from base 131 to 1393 and encodes 420 amino acids. Lineage: Eukaryota; Fungi; Basidiomycota; Tremellomycetes; Tremellales; Cuniculitremaceae. The transcript has 5 exons. The record is from RefSeq and is a predicted model, not a curated record.